AUGGACGCAGGAGAAAAGUAACUUGAAAUGUUCAGAUUAGAGAACACUGCACACUCAUGUAUUACACCAGAUCCCGAUCAAUAUCCAACCACUGAUAAAUUCACCUGUAAUAGUAAAAAGAAAAAUAAUUACUCCUCCAUCAAUUAUGAAAGGAAACAAUUCACAGCAAAGCGAACAGAAAUGAAUAUUUUAGAAAUAAUCUGUGAUACAUUUUCAAUUCGUGGUGUUGCCCGUAUGCGUCGGGGACCACCAUUCCUCCGUGGCUUAUGGUUUUGUUUUGUUCUCAUCAUGACAGUUGGUCUCUGUUUGACCACUUAUCUACUUGUACAAGAUUACCUAGUUUAUGAUGUCUCAGUGAAUAUACAUGUCGCGUUGGACACGAAAUCCCCGUUUCCCGCAUUGACAAUCUGUCAUCACCAUCCCUUUUCGCAGAAUGCCUAUCAUCUUUGGCGUAAUGGUGCUGUGAUGUCACCAAAUGUAUUCAACCGGUAUAUGCGCAAUUUAACGCAUCAAUUCUUAUUGGAGAAUGAUGUAGACAGUGCUGAGACAUUGUAUCAAUACGAUAGUGUAUCGAUUUAUUAUCAGAAUAUCAAAGUAAUCGAUGCUUAUCGAUUGGGGCAUGAUACCACAGCGUUUUUGAAUUGUAUGCGUCGAGUGAAUCAGACAAUGCAAAUUGAAGAUAAUUGUAUGCAUAUGGAUGGAUUUCAAAUUAGAAAGUUUAGUCAUCACACAUAUUUCAAUUGUCACACUUUUGAACCCAGGACGAAAUUCGAAGCUGAUGAUACCGACACGAUAGCACUGAUUGUCAGCUUAGGCGGUGGCGAUUCAAACGAUGUUAACCAGAACCAAGAAGAGGAAGCGUUCCUUGUGGAUUUAUUUGAAAUGGCACGUGGGCUACGUGUUGUUGUACACGAGCCGGGCACCUAUCCAGACUUGGAACGUGAAGGCUUACAUGUUGAACCAGGGAAGUUGAAUGAAAUCAAUUAUCAACCUGUUCUAUGGAAACGUCUUGAUACACCACAGAAUCCAUGUCGUGAAGAAUACAUUGAUCGUGAUCCCCAACUGGCUCGUAUCACUGAUCACACAUUAUCGGAAUCCUCGAAUUCUGACUUCGCCUAUGCCUAUCAUGAUCUAAAUGUAUCAUAUAGGUAUACUCAAUCCCAGUGUAUUCUAUUCCACCAACAAGAGGAUAUCAUUAAGGAAUGCGGUUGUCAGUAUAUCUACAAUCCACGACCCCAGUAUCCUUCAGGCAAUCUCCCCUAUUGUGGAUCUAUACUGGAAGGUGAUGUGAAUGUGAUGGAGCUGGCUAAACGGAUCCACUGUCUAACAAGUGGACCGUUGAAUGUGACUAUUCGACGACAGUAUGAAUCAACUCUGUGCCAUCCAAGAUGUCAGUAUUAUACAUAUGAAAGUACCAUUUCAGUGACAACAUGGAGAGCAGUCGACUGGCAGUUACACUGGCUACGUCAGUUGAAUCGUGCAUUCAAAUCAAUGCAAAAUGAUGUGAAAAUUAAUGGAGAAUAUUGGAAUAUUACUAAUAGUAGUGGAUUUCACAGAUGGAAAGAAUAUUAUGAGAAGCGGAAUUUAACAAAUAUUUCAUCAAAUGCAAUUAAUGAUUUAAAUCUUAAAGGAGAUAAUUUCGCUUAUGUUGUACUUAAACGUCGUGCGAGUGAUGUCCGCGUCAGUCAAGAGAAACUUGUCCUCAGCAUCAGUGU
This is a messenger RNA of Heterobilharzia americana, 1715 nucleotides long. The record is from the annotation of a GenBank genome assembly. Lineage: Eukaryota; Metazoa; Platyhelminthes; Trematoda; Strigeidida; Schistosomatidae.